Molecule: messenger RNA, 8874 nt
Organism: Callithrix jacchus (white-tufted-ear marmoset)
Lineage: Eukaryota; Metazoa; Chordata; Mammalia; Primates; Cebidae
Gene: RXFP3
Product: relaxin family peptide receptor 3
Biological process (GO): positive regulation of cytosolic calcium ion concentration; calcium-mediated signaling; G protein-coupled receptor signaling pathway
Cellular component (GO): membrane; external side of plasma membrane
Molecular function (GO): C-C chemokine receptor activity; C-C chemokine binding
Source: RefSeq, a predicted model, not a curated record
UGGAAGCUGGCGUGUGGGCUUUGCCGGCAGCCCAGCGCUCCCUCGCGGCGCGGCCGCGGCUUGGUUCAGCACCUCGGAAAGCGCCUCUCCCGGCGCCACGGGAUUACGCAUGCUCCUUGAGGUUCGCCGCCGCGGCCGUGCAAGUGCCACUGCAACUGGUGGGCGCCGCUGGCAACCCACCCGGAGUUGACAACCGCGGAGAGAUGCAGACACCCACUGACCUCCGGGCAGCAGAGCGAGGUGGACAGAACCCUAGGAUCUCUUUCUUUCCAAGGACGGAAACCUCGUCUAAGCAGUCCCAGAGGAAACAGCCAAAGGUAUUUGAAAGAGAGCGAGCGGCCCCAAAUCGCACGGUUAAGCGGCUGGGUGAGUUAUGCGCCAGUGCCUCAGUGACCGUGGGACACGGAGAGGGGAAGUCUGCGUUGUAUAUAAGAAUCUAGGGACUCCAAGCUUGGCCUGAGAACCCUUGGAUGCCCAGUACUUGCCUUUGGGACUGCGCUCCUCAACUCUGCUCCAAAGCAACCGCGGAGCUCAACUUCUGAGUCCAAGGCGGUUGGUUCGCUGUGCGCCAGGACUCGCUGAGUACCCAGUUCCUGAGCUCUAUCUUCAGCAGCUACUUUGAAAGCUCCCGCGCACGCCCCGCAGGCUAGCUAGACUGGGAACAAAACAGGGCGAACCGUGUUCUCUUAGGUCUUGUCCUCCGGAACAUGACCUAGAGGUACCUGCGCAUGCAGAUGGUCGAUGCAGCCCCGAUAGCCACCAUGAAUAAGGCAGGAGGCGGGGACAGGCUAGCAGAACUCGUCAGUCUGGUCCCGGACCUUCUGGAGGCGGCCAACACGAGUGGUAACGCGUCGGUACAGCUUGGGGACUUGUGGUGGGAGCUGGGGCUGGAGUUGCCGGACGGCGCGGCGCCAGGACAUCCCCCUGGCAGCGGCGGGGCAGAGAGUUCGGACACCGAGGCCCGGGUGCGGAUCCUCAUCAGCGUGGUGUACUGGGUGGUGUGCGCCCUGGGGUUGGCGGGCAACCUGCUGGUCCUCUACCUGAUGAAGAGCAAGCAGGGCUGGCGCAAAUCCUCUAUCAACCUCUUCGUCACCAACCUGGCACUGACGGACUUUCAAUUUGUGCUCACCCUGCCUUUCUGGGCGGUGGAGAACGCACUUGACUUCAAAUGGCCCUUUGGCAAGGCCAUGUGUAAGAUCGUGUCCAUGGUGACGUCCAUGAAUAUGUACGCCAGCGUCUUCUUUCUCACUGCCAUGAGUAUGGCGCGCUACCACUCUGUGGCCUCGGCUCUAAAGAGCCACCGGACCCGAGGACACGGCCGGGGCGACUGCUGCGGCCGGAGCCUGGGGAACAGCUGCUGCGUCUCCGCCAAGGCGCUGUGCCUGUGGAUCUGGGCUUCGUCCGCGCUGGCCUCUCUGCCCAGUGCCAUUUUCUCCACCACGGUCAAGGUGAUGGGCGAAGAGCUGUGCCUGGUGCGCUUCCCCGACAAGUUGCUGGGCCGCGAUAGGCAGUUCUGGCUGGGCCUCUACCAUUCGCAAAAGGUGUUGCUGGGGUUCGUGCUGCCGCUGGCUAUCAUUAGCUUGUGCUACCUGCUGCUGGUGUGCUUCAUCUCCGACCGCCGCGUGGCGGGUACUGAAAGAGGGACCGCAGUAGCUGGCGGAGGCCCGGCCGGAGCCAGUGCUCGGAGACGGUCGAAAGUCACGAAGUCAGUGACCUUCGUUGUCCUGUCCUUCUUCCUGUGUUGGCUGCCCAACCAGGCGCUCACCACCUGGAGCAUCCUCAUCAAGUUCAACGCCGUGCCCUUCAGCCAGGAGUAUUUCCUGUGCCAGGUAUACGCGUUCCCUGUGAGCGUGUGCCUGGCGCACUCCAACAGCUGCCUCAACCCCAUCCUCUACUGCCUUGUGCGCCGCGAGUUCCGCAAAGCGCUCAAGAGCCUGCUGUGGCGAAUCGCGUCUCCUUCACUCACCAGCAUGCGCCCCUUCACUGCCACUACCAAGCCGGAACCCGAGGAUCAGGGGCUGCAGGCUUUGGCGCCGCUCCACGUGGCCGCGGAACCGGAACUGCUCUACUACCCCCCUGGCGUCGUGGUCUACAGCGGGGGCCGCUGCGACCUGCUGCCCAGCAGCUCUGCCUACUGAGGUCCAGGGCGCGCUGUAGGGGCAAGGUGGCCUUCCCCACGCGGUGAAGGAGGUGAACAGAUUAAGGAAGGCUGCGUGGGGGAGGGGGGACAUUCAAGAAGUAGGUGAGAGGAGGAUGAGCAGCCUGUGUAUAGGCCGGAGAACCUUUCCUGGAGAGGGCAUGCUUUGAAAUCAGGUGGAGAGAGGAAGCUGGCAAAGGGGCAGAGACGAGCCCCACGGGCCGGACCUUCAACCUCGGUUCCACACCCCACAGCCUCUCCUUACUUUGCCCACGCUGGGCAGUGUGGGGUCGCCCAGAAGCAGAGAGAAGCAGCAAAAAUGUAAAGAAAUUGGCACAGGGAGCGGAGCUUAAUCAAAUGAUGCGCAGACAAUUGUGCCCGUUUAUUCCAGCGACUUCUGCGGCAAACUCUCCUUUGCUACUUGGUUAACUAGACUGCAGCAGCGCUAAGGUUCUGCUUGCUGCCGGGCUGCCCCAGGAAUAUUGAGUUUGGAGGCAAGAAACGUUUUUGAAGUUAAGAAAAAGAACUAACCCUUAUGGUCCGUCCCCAGGACAAAUGGCAAAGGAAAGUCACCUCCCAUGGAGCCAUUGUACCGAUUGUCAUUCCGGACGGGGCUAGCAUGGAGUCAUUGUAUCGAUUGUCAUUCCGGACUGGGCUAGCAGGAACGUGCUAAGCCAGAUCUAGCUGCAAAGCCCGGGAGCGCAAACGUUAACAGGGGAUAACACCUGUCACGAACUUGGGAGAGCGAUUCUCUGGGGAGUGGCAUCACUGCCGGAGGGAGCGGACACAGUGUGAUUAGAAGGGCUAAAUAGGGAAACUUCUUCAGGCUGCUGCCCCGAAAGGUAAAAGGAGGCUCAUAUGCUCAAUCAGUAGCAGAGUUGGAAGUGGCGCUCUGGUGCGUUGGGCUCUGGAAGCCCGGGCGCUCCAUUUCCUGUGAGAGCACCUUGGGUGCCUGUACGCACUCUGGUCUGUGUGCUGCCGGUGAGCUGGGCCCAGGAGCAUCCUGAAUAGCUCUACCGGGAGGAGUGGGGGCACUUCUGCAGUUCCUCCCUUCCCAUGCUUUGAGAAUCAAGCCGUCCCUUUGAUUGAGGCUCUGGACCUGCGAGUAGAGGGAUGGUUCAGUAUUUUUUGUUUGUUUUUUGGUGUCGUUUUGUUUUGGGGGGGUAGGCUUAGAUAGAAGAGCAAGAAAUGCCGCAGAAACGUGCAAGGGGAAUGGCGGCGGCGGGGUGGCAGAGUGCGGAACAUGGAAACCAAAUUCCUAGAAGCUGGGUCAGAUCUUUCAAAAGGAGGUGUGGGGUAGGAAAGAAAAUAGAAGGUCCAUGUACUCUGUCCUAAAGGGAGCAGAAUACUGGAGAAAAACCAGAAUUUCAGGUGUGGGCGUCUUUAUUGCUUUUAUUAUUGACAAGAGAAGGUAGGAAAUAGAAAUUCCCAUGGGACAGUACCAUCGCCGAUUUCCAUUUAUUCUAAAGAGUGCUUUACACAGUGAGCAUGCAUGACAAAUUCUUCCCCAGCCUCCAGACAGUUUAUGGAGCUGUCUCUGAAGACACACAGUUCUCAUGUUGACUCUGUUCUUAUCACAGCAGUUUAAGGUGUUAAAACCCCUCACAACGUCCUUUCUUGAGGCUCUUCUGAGAACUGGAAUCCAACAUCCGUCUACUCACCCAUCUGCCGGCUUUGAUAGAGGUACUACUGCUCUCUUUGGCAACCUAGUUUGGGGUCAGGAAAUCAAUGAUGCAGGCACCCACUGGGUGGUUAACAGCCAUUCAUAAAACAUGUCUGUUUAAAGAGCCUCUUAAAGAGAAUCGUUUAGUAAUGUUGUUGAAAGUUUUCUGUAGUAGCUGAGAUUCAGGGCUCAAAAUGUGAGAUCUACAACUCCCACUUUCCUUGCCCCGCCUUCUGUGAUUGUAAAACACUGCAGUGACUAAACACUCAUGCCUUCCCACAAAAGCAAAAGGUGCCAGUCUCGAUCCUGAGCAAUCCUGAGAAGUCAGCUCUUUUAGAAAACAAAAUGGUGUGUUUGUUUUGAAGCAGUACAUUGUUUUCUUCACCCUUUGGGAAGAGCAUUUAUUGAUAUUGAUAUUGAAUAGCAAUUGGGCUAACAAAGACUGAAAUGAAGCUCCACAAAAAUUCCCCAAAUACAAAAUCCAUGAAAAAGUAAACACAGGAAAGAGCCAACAGGAGUGUGGUAGCAGAUCCAUCUAUAACACUGAUAAUAGACUCCUACUGAGAAAGUCUUAUCAAAGCACCUUGCCAUUUCAAUUUUAACAAUAAAAUAAUGUGUGGGUAGCUCAGAAUUUUUAGGAAAAGGUGUUGAAGUUGGUACAUCUGUGGCUAUGGACACUAGAAAAACAGAAGAGAAGGAGCUGGAGGAAUGGUCUUUAAAAAGAAAAAAAACCUCUGUAAAAAGGGUCACUUUGUCCAAAUCCCAAGCUCAGGGCUUCAGAGAGCAUGGCAGGAGGGAUCAAAGAUCAUGACUUUGACCUACCACAAGGACAAAGGGUCACCAAGGAAAUGCUCAGAUCAACUGUAAUCAACAAUUACUUUUUGAGCACCUGUUGUGUGCCAACCCCUGUGCAGGGUACUGAGGUCAUGUACAUGAACCAGAGAAAUUUCUGACUUCCACAUGUAAUAGGACAGACAGCCAUGAGCACAAGAAGAUAAGACAGUUGAAUGUCAAAAUAAGGCUGAAAGAAAAACAAAGGAAGGAAAGGUUGAUCCCGCUAGGAGAUCAGACUUCCUGGUCAAAAUAAUAUUUGAGAUAGGCCUAGAUAUAGGGGCACAAUUUGGGCAGAAUGGCAAGGGUGGGUUGGGAGGUAGAGAGGAUAUUCAAAGCUCAUAAUAUGUGGUGAGUAAAAGCUUUGAUGUUGGAAUGUCAGCUGCUUGGUGGGGGAAGCAGGAAGCAAAGUAGUAGGGAUUCUUUUUCUCCUGUAGGAUUUCCCAAGAUUUCUGUUAAGAGUAUAUGCCCUUGUACUAGCUUUAUUUGUCUGGAGAAAGGAAAUUUCUUUUGCCAGAAAGAAUAUGUCAUUGCUAUACUGAGAACAAAUACUUAGAUACCCAAAUGUCGUGGAAGACUCAAAAUUCGAUUAUAUUUAUUCAUUCAAACCUCAAGGGAGUUGAGUUCGAUGAGCAUUUGCAUAUUUGUGUGUGUGUGUGUAUGCAUGCAUGCACACACAUGUACCCUGUGGUUAGUAAGGGAUGACUACAUUUGACUUCUUGGGGAUUUAAUAAGAUGACCCUCAGCUAUGGGCCACCUUUCCAGCUGGCCCAUCUAUUCAUUUCCAAAUCUUCCACAUCAAAACAGUUAUUGGAGAAAUGGGCAGGAAAUAAACACUGAACCCUGGAGAAGAUUCCAUUUUUAAACCUUGCAGAGAUCAAGUACAGGUAGGGGAAGCCAGAGAGAUGGCUUGUUGCUGUUUCUUUUCUAAUGAUAAGAGCUAUGUGCCAUGAGGUCCUCUGAGCAUUUACUCAUCCUCAUCCCACACAAUGGGGUUGGGAGCAGGUGUCUUCCCUAAUGGCUUCUCUAACUGAGUCAUUAACUUAUUUCUCCAGGAUGGAUGAUGGCAGGGGGCUAAGAGGGUGGAGUAGAGAAGGGGUAGCUUUGCAUAUAUUCUGUAAAAAGAAUAAGAUUAUUUUAUUUGGGAGUGAAUAUACUAAUAGAAUACAGGAGGACCUGACUGGGAAGCAGAAAAUGAGAAGCACCCAUGUGGAGAGGAAGGGAGUGAGGCUUGGAGGGUGAUAAGUAAAACAGCAUGCUCAAGCCUGAGAAGACAGCCUCGCUGGGUCUGGAAAACACCAGAGAUUUGGGAGAAUGGGACACACUGCAGGAGUCUGGAUAUUGAAGCCACAUGUCCUGCAGGUGACGAGGUUGAGCAUGGGGUGGGAAGAAGUGACCACUUUAGCAUAAGCCCCUGCCCCCGACAUACACACCAGAAGUGGCCAGAUUCAUGAGGGCAUUUCAGAUAUCCUGCUCCACACCACUGGCACUGCCUCAGUCACAGGUGCAAGAACCAAGUAGCAGCAAAGAGUGGGCUCUUUAAAGGCGAAGGAGGCAGUCAUAGAAUUGAAGCAACAAAGAGGAAGCCCAAACAGCAGCAGGAGGCAGAGAGUGCGUGUGAGAUAUCAGAGAUGCCACUGCCUUUUGAGACCUUGGAGAGAUUAGGAAGGAGAAGGAGGCUGCAGCACAGAAUGACAACAAAUGGCUCUAUGCUCCUAGGCUGGCCGACUUCGGCAGGUACUGCCCUUAGACCUGGGCAGCCAGGACCCCUGGUCUGGAUGUCAUCAUUAGAGGACCCUGUUCUGCACCUGCCCCUUUCCACAUAGCAAGCAGUUCACAGGGCCUCCUGGAGCCUGUGCCUCCCCAAUCUUCCCACCUGCUAGAUUAUGCUUCUGUAGCUGAGACCUUAGAUUCCUUGUCCAAAUUGCCCUGAGUCUACUUACAAGGAAUCCAUGGGUCCUUUCUUGAGUCCAUCCUCCAGAGCAAAGUCCAUGCUGCUGAGUCUGUCCACCCUUAGGUGGUUAAGGGUAGCCAUUUGUAGAAGCGGUAGAUGGUGGAGGCAGGUGGGAGGCUACAGAUGUGGAGCAGAGAGAAGAGUGGGGGAAGCAGAGAAGAGGGAUGGGCUAUGGACCACGUGCCUCCAUUCAUGCUCUUGCCCUGGACCAUGCAGAUGUGAGCAGCUGUAUGAAGGAGGACCCAAAGCCCAGCAAAAAACAAUCAGAGCAGGCCUGCUCUUCUCAGGAGGCUGCAAAUGAGCUGACCCUGCAGGGGCCUGGCCAUGCUACGGAAUCCACUCAUUCUCCUAGGCACUGGACACACAGAAGCAACACCCCAAAUCCCAAAUGUCCCAGUUCUAAAAAGCAGCUCAUUUCCCUUCUCCACAUUCCCUUCCAGCACCAAUGAUUUUGGUCAGUUACAAGUUGAGCUGAGACAAUAGCUACUCUACCAGAUCCUAGAUCAAGUAAGAAGACGAACCACCCAAUUCUAACUUCUACAAGUGUGGGCAGAUCUCUAUUCUGCACUGGUCGGGCACAUUCAGGGUUGGGUAGGCAAAUACUUAAGACUGGGGCAGAUCUAUUGGGGACAGGACAGUGAGUCUUUAACAGUAGUGACGAUCGCUAGCUCCAAUCAAAUGCCAGACACCAAGCUAAGUGCUGUCCAUACAGAAAGCAGCAGAACCAAAGUGGCUGUGUUCAAAGCCCAGCUCUGUCACUUAAGAAUUGUGUGGUUUCAGACAAGUUCUAUCUUUCUGCCUCCAUUUCUUCAUCUAAAAAAUGGAGAUUGGUAACAGCGCCCACUUCCGCAAUUGCUGUUAUCAUUAAAACAUUUAGAAUAGUGGUAAGGACUCCAUCAAUAUCACAGUUUGUGUUUUGUUGUUUGUUUGUUUGUUUUGAGACCAGAAGAACUCACUUUGUCUCCCAGGGUGGAGUGCAGUGACACAAUCAUAGCUCACUACAGCCUCGGUCACCCAGGCUCAAGCAAUUCUCCUACCUCAGCUCCUCCAAUAGUUGAGACUGCAGGCAUGCACCACUAUGCCCAGCUAAUUUUUAAAACAUUUUUUGUAGAGAGAGGGUCUCCCUAGGUUUCCCAGGCUUUUCUCGAACUCCUGGCCUCAAGUGCUGGGAUUACAGGUAUGAGUCACCAUGCCUGAACCAAUGUUAUGUAUUAUUAGUCAUCACAACUCUGAGAUAGCAAUUCUCAUCACAAAUGUCUAAGUGAGCAAGGGUGUCUUGGGGAGAUUACAUAGUUUGCCGCUGAGUGGCAAAGCCGGGAUUCAAAACCAACUUAUUCCAAAACAUGAUUUUUAUUAAACCGUGCUGUCUCUCAAGGCGGCUGAAAACCUCACCAUGCGGAAAGCAGUUGAAGGGGUAUGGUUAAAGAAAAACUGCUUAGCUUGGAGAAGAGAAGAUCAUAGCAGAAACAGGGGGUUGUUUUUUCCAGACUUUCAUAUCAAAUCCAGAGGACAAAACAAGGGUGCUGACUAGAGAGAAAUAUUUUUACUGUUCUAUGAAAUGAACUAUUUUAAAGUGGUGACUCCUCCAGCAUGAGAUGUUUGAGUAGACUUGUCAGGGGUAUCAUAAAGUAAUAGGAAUUAUGAGCAAAUUAUGAAUAAAUCAAUAUCAGAGAAAAAAUUACUAGUAAUAUUUUGAAUAUUCGUGAAUUUGAUGAAAUAUAUGACUCCCCGGCUGAGCGUGGUGGCUCACGCCUGUAAUCCCAACACUUUGGGAGGCCAAGUCAGGCGGAUCACCUGAGGUCAAGAGUUCGAGACCAGCCUGACCAACAUGGAGAAACCCCAUCUCUACUGAAAAUACAAAAUUAGCUGAGUGUGGUGCUGCAUACCUGCAAUCUCAGCUACUCAGGAGGCUGAGGCAGGAGAACGCUUGAACCCAGGAGGCAGAGGUUGCAGUGAACUGAGAUCAUGACAUUGCACUCCAGCCUGGGCAAGAAAAGUAAAACUCCAUCUCAAAAUAUAUAUAUAUAUAUAUGACUCUCCAAUAUAUAUGGACCCCGUGGCAAAAAAUCAAAUCAAAUCACUUCAUAGAACAUAUCCAAGCAUUGUGUGUGGAAUUAGUCUGCUUCUCGGGCCUCAGCAAGGCCUGUAAUGCCCUGUGGAAAGCAGCUCCUUCCUCUCCCACCCCUGCACCGAGAUGCAACAAGGAAGGCAUGUGUAGGUGCUACCACCCACACUUACCCCCUGCCACCAAUGCAUGGGGGCAUAGUCCAGGCAAAGGUUGCCUGAAAU